UUAUUGACUUAAGAUGGGUUGAUUUCAGUAGCUGCUAUUCUUUGUCAUCAAAAUACUUAAAUUUCUGAUUUCAGAAUUGAUACUACAAUAUUAUUCCUUCCUUGCCCGAGUCCUUGUUACUUGUUCUCCUAUCCUGUAUACCAAAAUGUUUCAAGAAAGAAAGAGAGCGAGGAGAGUACUUUUUGAAUUUAGGUGAAAUCCAUAUUUCGUUGAUUGGGUGAAACACAUAGACAAGCUUGAAUAUAUGUGGAUGGUGUUAUGCCUCGGUAAGGGAGACUCCACCAUUGAGCUCUCCUAAGCCUUCUGGAGUUCCGGAUCCUUCAAUUUCUGGGACAACCAUGACUAAGAAUUUCAUGUCACCCACCUAACUGUCAAAAUGGGCUGACCCAACCCAACUCAACCCAUCCUCGAUCAGCCAAAAUAAUAUAAUUCGAAGUCAGAGAAUGAAGAUGGGAAUAGUGUUGAGAUGACGACAAUGAUGAAUAAAUCAAAGACGCUGUGGACCGAGAAUAGGAUCUGAAAGGGCUGUUCAAACUUCUGCUUCUGUUGGUUGCUUUCUUCCUGUCUGGCUCAUUGAGUAUCUUCCACAAACUCCAGGCUGAUCUUCAACAGUUGGAAAUCAAAUCGUAUUCAAGAUCGUGCUGUCAUAUGCCCUGAAUAUCUACUGACACGAGUUUUCUCUGGUCUAACGGAAACAGCAUCUCUGUUGUUUCCUAGUCAUUGGUUUCUUCAGAUUAAAAACGUGGAGAUGAUAUAGCACGUCAAGUGCAAAGGCAACUAAUCGUAAUUUGAUGAAGGAUAGUCAGAGUUCUGGAGCUAGCAGGAGGUGUAAUGGAUGAAAUGGCAAAUCCGAGCGGCCCCAGGAAGGAGCUUAUUAACAACCAUUGCAGUGAGUUCAUGCAACUAAUCAAGGACAUCCAAGUCACACUGCGAGAAGAAAUCAAAAGUGCAUGUGAAUAUCGUCCUUUUGAGAAGUGUGACUAUGUACCAAGAAUAUCAAAUGAGAUCUGUUGCAAGAAACUCGAGUAUGUCAUUUCUCAGUUCGACAAUAUGAAACAAACAAUUGAGGGGUAUCAUGCUGCAGCAUCAGACCAUAUGGCCCUUGAUUAGUAGGUAAUAUACUCAGUGUUGCUUCUUGUUCAUGUGGAAACAUAAAUAUCUACGACAACAACUACUACACCUCAACUCCAAGCAAGUUGGAGCCAGCUAAAGGUUUAUUUAUUUAAAGCGUUUGAAUCAAUACCUCAGGACGACCACUUUUGUGUGAAUAACUUUGCCGAUGGAUCUCUACUAAUGAUAUAUAAUCUUGUUGCAGUUGAAAAUUUCUCCGAACAUGAUAUUACAUGUCUGUGAAAACUUAGGCUUUUCUUGGUUGUUCAGUAAGCGAUGAGUUGAAGUAGCUCGAAUCUUGAAUCAGGAAUUCUCUUUGAAACAAUUCUUGAGAUGUCCCUGUACUGUUGGAUUUGUAUCUUAUUUCAUUCAAUACUAUAGUUCAGUAUCUGCUGUUGAAUUGUAGGAAUGAUACAUUUGCUUUUCACUUGUUUAUGCAAUGAACUUUGCUCAAUCUUGCAAA
This is a messenger RNA of Solanum pennellii, 1573 nucleotides long. Its product is annotated as mediator of RNA polymerase II transcription subunit 11. Gene Ontology annotation, biological process: regulation of transcription by RNA polymerase II. NCBI's taxonomy places the organism in Eukaryota, Viridiplantae, Streptophyta, Magnoliopsida, Solanales, Solanaceae. Gene Ontology annotation, molecular function: transcription coregulator activity. The record is from RefSeq and is a predicted model, not a curated record. The transcript has 3 exons. Gene Ontology annotation, cellular component: mediator complex. The coding region runs from base 832 to 1110 and encodes 92 amino acids.